CCGUGAUUGUUAUGACACCGGCCAUACUUGGAUGUUCAAACACCGGUAAAACAAGAGCAACGACUAAUCUUAUGGUGACGUUUUUAUGAUAUGAAUUAUUAUUUAGAAAUUCAAGCCUUGUUUGUAAACUUUUGGUGUAUAGGCCUAUAGGUAUAUAAUUACGCACGUCGAUGAUCUACUCAAAACAAAAGCGCAAGUAUUUAAAUAGGCUCUGGGAGUUUCGUAUACUGGAUUGCAAACUGUGACCCAAUUUGAGAGGUGAAAGUUAAGGGACGUAAAGGAAAAAUAACAAGGCCACAACAAGACAAGUGUGACAUAUACGCACUUCACCUAAAAGUGGGCAUGGACUGAAUCAAGACUCAUAGGGUGCAACUGACGUCAUCUCAUCUGAGUGUAUGAAGACACUAGGAUGUGGACAUGUGCUCAUACAUCGCCAGUCGGUGCCAUAGUACUACGUGUAACUUUAAAGUUAGGCAGUGAGUGGUCAAAUGCCAACCAGUCUCUGUUCUGGGAACAGGAUGUCGAAGUGCGAGCUGAUUGAGCUGAAGGACCUUAGCCUAAAUGACCGUAUUGAGCUUGCAGCUCCUUCCACCCGGCCUCCAGCAGCACCUCUAACCCCACGGCAAGUAAGAGCUCCAGAGAGGCCCAGACCAUCCCAGGCCGUCCGGCUGGUGGGAGACAGUGUCAGAGUUGAAGGUGCAACAUGGUCUAUAGGGGAGUCUGGGAAGGGACAUGAUUUCCAGCCUUGCAGCCACACCCAACUCACCUGGUGUGACUUAUGUGGAGACUUUAUCUGGGGUCUUUACAAACAGAGUUUACGCUGUGACAACUGCAGAUAUACCUGUCACUAUCGCUGUCUGCCACUAAUCCAGUUAGACUGCAGCACAGAGAGUUGGAUCUUGACUGACCAAACAGACGUUUCUGAAGACACAAUAGAGACUGAUACUAAUGUGGAUGAACAAAUUGACUGGGGGAAACAAGAGUUGACUGUCAGUGCUAUUCAGCAAAAAGUGAAGGAAUACAAUGCUCAGAUCAACAGCAAUCUCAACAUGGUGCUUGACAGAGACGGAACAUACACCGGCUUCAUUAAGGUGCAGUUUAAACUGGCCCGGCCUGUGUCCAUCCCACCUCCUCAGAAACCCAGCGUAACACAUGAGGGAGGACCACAGGAGGACGACACGAAGCGGAGGACUUCUUUUUACCUCCCUAGAGAUACGGCCAAGCAUCUGCACAUAAGCUCCCAUACACGAGCACGAGAGGUCAUAGAAGCAUUGCUUAAAAAGUUCACUGUGGUAGAUAACCCAGCCAAGUUUGCACUGUUUGAGCGCAGUGAGCGGCAGAAUCAGGUAUACCUGCGUAAGCUACCUGAUGAAGAGUGUCCACUACAUCUGCGUCUCUGUGCUGGACCCAGUGAGAAAGUCCUCAGUCUGGUGCUGAAAGAAAACGAGACCGGAGAGGUCAAUUGGGAUGCAUUCAGCCUUCCAGAACUGUGCAAUUUCCUUCGGAUCCUUCAGCGUGAGGAAGAGGAGCAUGUACGACAGAUUAUAAAGCGCUAUGCGGUUGCCAGGGAUAAAAUGAAGACAGCCAUGGCCAGUCUCACUACCCCUGGUUAACUUGUGUGGCACAGUGAAAACGUAGAAGGAUGAACUUUUGACUAGAGGCAUGUCCUGUGCCCUCAUAAUGCUCUUCUGAAUUCUGAUAAAUGUUAACAACUGUCACUUCGGCAGACGUAGCAUAACCCCUUGAAACAGGGACAUGGACAUGUUGAAAGUGGAGUACACGGGGUAAAUGUAUUUAAACAGCGUUAUGUGAAUGGCCAUUGCAAUAAACAACGGCCAUUCUAGAGAAGAGAGAAGAAGAGAGUCAUAGACACUGCGGAACUGGAAACAGAUUUUUCACUGGGAAUAUUUGCUGCUGGAUAGGUUUUGGGGAGAAGAUUUGGCGAUCUAUCUAAAAAUUCGACUGUGUCAAUUUACUAUGAUUAUGUUAUUAAUAAAGGGAUAUGGUAACUA
Messenger RNA from Hypomesus transpacificus, 2012 nucleotides. Its product is annotated as ras association domain-containing protein 1-like. The coding region runs from base 489 to 1613 and encodes 374 amino acids. The transcript has 8 exons. Gene Ontology annotation, cellular component: microtubule cytoskeleton; nucleus. Lineage: Eukaryota; Metazoa; Chordata; Actinopteri; Osmeriformes; Osmeridae. The record is from RefSeq and is a predicted model, not a curated record. Gene Ontology annotation, biological process: Ras protein signal transduction.